This is a messenger RNA of Schistocerca piceifrons (Central American locust), 2415 nucleotides long. RefSeq lists its product as uncharacterized. The coding region runs from base 54 to 1298 and encodes 414 amino acids. NCBI's taxonomy places the organism in Eukaryota, Metazoa, Arthropoda, Insecta, Orthoptera, Acrididae. The record is from RefSeq and is a predicted model, not a curated record. The transcript has 3 exons.
AGCGAAGCACUCCAACACAUCCUGACGUCGAGUGGCUAUUGAGGCGUCGUCCAAUGAGUACCUUCACUGAAGAACAAUCGCACCCACAAUGGAUCAACCCCGAUUUCUUGCAGGCUGCUCUGAAACAGGAAGAACCUCCGGGAGAAGACAUAAUAGAAUCGAUAAGUGUUGAAAAUGCGUGCCCAGAAGGUUCCGGCUAUAUCAGCCGCAUCUUCAGAGUGGCUGUCUGCACCAGGGUCAAAGGAACGUCCGAGCGUGCAGAGAGACGCCUGAUAGUGAAGUGCUCUGCCGACGAAGGGCUGGUGAAGGCCGAGGCGGACAAGGCAGGGGUGUUCAGGGUGGAGUCCCUGGCACUGGGCAGCGUGAUGCCGGAGGUCCACAGGCUCCUGGCAGCUGUCGAAGGGAGCGCUUUCCGCCCCCUGGCUGCGCGCUGCCUCCGCUGCGGCGACCUCCCGGCGGACUUCCUGGUGCUCGAAGACCUGGCCGCCGAGGGUUUUGUGAUGGCGGAAGCGGGCCGCCCGCCGGACUACGAGCACUGCGCAGCCGUGCUGAAGGCCUACGCACGUCUACACGCCGCUUCGGCGAGGGUCCUCAGAGAUCGCGCCGACUGCAGAGAACGUCUGAGGGCAGACCCGCUGGCCAGCGUGCGUGAUUACAUGCUGCUGCUGACAGGGGGCACAUUCAGGGCUCUGGCGGACCAACUGAGAGCGUAUCCCGAGUACUCCAAGUACGCCGACAGGUACUUACAAAUCAGGGAGGAUACAGUGGAUCGAGUAUUGGAGGAGCGGAGCAAUAAAGACGUCAACCUGCUGGUAAUGCUCCACGGAGACUGCUGGAUGAACAAUAUCAUGUUCAAGUACGACGCAGGGGAAGUAGUUGAUCUUAGGUUCAUCGACUUUCAGCUGUCGACGACGGGCAGCCCCGCUGUGGACGUGCAGCACUUCCUGUACGGCAGCGCCAGCGAGGAGGUGCACCGGCGGCAGCUGGCCGGCCUGCUGACGUUGUACCACGGCGAGCUGCAGAGCACGCUGCGCGCCCUCGGUCUGGCCGCCGAAGCGGACGCCUACCCGCUGGACAAGUUUCUCGAGGACAUGGAACGAACCGCUCCAGUCGGUCUCUUAUACAGCACCUUCAACGUCGUUUACCUCUCUUCGGGGCCCCUGGCAUCAGAAAUCAACAAGUUUUUAAACAAUAAUAAGUACUCGGGACAACUUUUUGCGAAGGCCUAUGCAAACCCGUACUCUCUCUCCUUUCUCAAAUACCUGACACCCUUGUUCGAAACGAAAGGGUUGCUGUGACGAGAGGCGGAGAUUGUUUUUCCCUGUUUUAAUAUAAUGUCAGCUCAGAUAUAAAUUCUCAAACUUCUUUCACAUCUCUGUCUAAACUUUAGGUCUGUAGACUUCUUUUCUUUUCUACCUGCCCCUCCAUAGGCGAGAUGUUUGAAGCACUCCUGUGCACUGUUGCUCGGCUCAGAAUCCUAUUUUGAAUCCUGGUGAUGAAAGCACUUUCCACCAGCAGCAGUAUUUUGCCGGCAAGGCGAAGGGAGAUGGUGGCGUUAAAUUCCUGAUCCCCAAAUCUAUUGCCGACCUCCUCCGUUUGAUGCAAGGAGUGAGGACAAUCGACACUGCUGAUGGUGAUCCAUCUGUCAGAUAGGUUCGUUAAGCUGCUUGAGACCAGUACGCUGUGUCCCAGCACGGGGUUUCUUCCUUCUCUUUCUCUCGCCACCGUACAAUACGAACACGAUACGUCAACAAAGCAAAUGAAGGAACUAACAUGGGCAUGUGCCCAUGUGCAGCCACGCUUCAGUAGCAACGAGGGUACAUCGGUGUCUCACAUCGCAAGCAGGAAAAGUGAUCGCUGAAAAUGCCUACGUGGGCAGCUGGAGUAGCUUAGAGUUAACGUCACGAAAUUUAGUGACGAUGAGAAGGAGCAAGAAAUGACGUGGCGGUACGUACAGGGAAAAUGUUAAAGUCGAUUGAGUGGUCCGUGUACAAAUUACUGCAGGACCGCAAUCCUGACCGGAUGAGAUUCACUUAUCUGCUACGAAGAAGAAGAAGAAGAAGAAGAAGAAGCAAAACGCACACAAUAUAUAUUUUUCUGACCAUUUGGAUGAUCGUCUUAUGAGGCAGCAAUAUCUGAGACAUUAUGAUCAACAUAGUCAGUACCUUAUCGGACACAACUGGACUACAGGGCUAACAUAGAAUAAUUGUUCUUGCUAUGGGAUUUAGUUUUAAAAGUACCCAGAAUAAAAGACUUACCGUCUGCUAACGAUACCACACAGAUUCAGAAAAGGAAAGAGCUGGUCAAUAGAUAAUUGAGGGGAAGUGCCAAGUAUCACAAAUGCAGUGUAUUCCACUUCAUAUGUAAAUUAUCUGAAUCCAAAAAACUGAGAAGCUGUGAUACCACAGAACUAUG